This is a messenger RNA of Ostreobium quekettii, 1482 nucleotides long. The record is from the annotation of a GenBank genome assembly. NCBI's taxonomy places the organism in Eukaryota, Viridiplantae, Chlorophyta, Ulvophyceae, Bryopsidales, Ostreobiaceae.
AUGGGCAUGCUGUUGCGGCACCUGGCGCUGAUCGCCGUGCUGUGCUGCCUGGCGGCCGUGGCCGCCAGGGACGCCGACGCGCGAUCGAGGGACGAAGCUGUGCUGACCUCGGCCAAGGCCAGUCCUCGGGAGUCCUUCGCGCGCUGGGCGGCGGAGGCGGGCAGACAAUAUCAUCAAGACGCACAGGAAUUCGAGCGGCGCUUCAAGAUCUGGCUCGACAACCUGGAGUACAUCCUGGAUUACAACCGGCGGCACAAAUCACACUGGCUCGCGCUCAACCGCAUGGCCGACAGGAGUGAUGACGAGUACAGGCAGCUGCUGGGGACGAGGGUGCCGGAGGAGCGGCUCGUACAGGCGCCGGCCCCGCCCGAAGGCUCGGGCGACGAUAGGACCGUGGACGCGAUCGACUGGAGGCAGCACGGCGCCGUGACGAAGGUCAAGGACCAGGAGUCGUGUGGAGGCUGCUGGGCGUUCUCUGCCACGGGGUCCAUGGAGGGCAUCAAUGCCAUCCGCACAGGCAAGCUGCUCUCCCUCAGCGAGCAGGAGCUCAUUGACUGUGAGACACAAGACGAUGGGUGCCAUGGGGGAUGGAUGGACGAUGCCUUCAUGUUCGUUGAGAAGAACCAUGGCAUCACGCUGGAGGACGAGUACCAGUAUAAGGGCAUUGAUGAACAGUGCAACCUGAAAAAGGAGGGUGAGCGAUAUGUGACCAUUGAUGGUUACAUUGACAUUGCCCAGAGUGAGGAUGCUGUGCUGAAGGCAGCAGCCAAUCAGCCCAUCAGCAUCGCCAUAGACUCAGGCAGCCGCUCCUUCAUGUUCUAUGGUGGCGGUGUCUACGACGAGCCCUGCGGCACCACCCUAGACCACGGCGUGCUGGCCGUGGGCUACAACAUGACCGCCCCUGUGCCGUACUGGAUCAUCAAAAACUCCUGGGGGCCCGACUGGGGUGAGAAGGGCUACAUACGCUUCAAGCAUGGUCUGAACAAUGGGCAGGGUCAGUGCGGGUUGGCCCUGGCCGCCUCUUAUCCAAUGAAAACCUCGCCAAACCCCCCGAAGCCAGGUCCCACUCCCCCAGGCCCUACUCCAGGUCCCACCCCUGGGCCCCCGCCACCCCCGCCCGGUCCCACCCCACCACCCCCGCCGCCGCCGCCCGUCCCGUGCGACAGCUUCACAAACUGCCCCGCAGGCAGCACGUGCUGCUGUGAGCUGAUGGUCAUGAAUUUUUGCUUCGAGUGGGGCUGCUGCCCUUAUCCAAGCGCCACCUGCUGUGACGAUCAUGUGCACUGCUGCCCUGCUGACUACCCCGUGUGCGACACGGACAACGGCGACUGCUCCAACCCGAUGGCCAAUGGUCGCAUCCCGUGGGGCACGAAAACCAGCGCCGCGUGGCACUUUCCAUGGGCGCAGGGCGCGACCCACAGCGAAGGGGAAGAUGCCCAGCCAAGGUCGCGUCCCAUGGGUGGCCAGAUCGCGACGACAUGA